GGCGGCUGCUGAGCGGCGAAGUGGCGUGGACCUCAUGUAGAAAUGACAACAAUGGAAGGGGCCAGCGGGUCGAGUUUUGGAAUAGACACGAUUUUGUCCAGUGCCAGUUCGGGCAGCCCCGGCAUGAUGAAUGGAGAUUUCCGCCCGCUCGGCGAGGCCAGGACCGCGGAUUUUAGGAGUCAGGCCACUCCGUCCCCCUGUUCGGAGAUUGAUACCGUAGGAACGGCGCCUUCUUCUCCCAUCUCGGUCACCAUGGAGCCCCCGGAGCCUCAUCUGGUAGCAGAAGGGCCCCAGCAUCACCACCACCUCCACCACAGCCAACCGCCGCCGCCACCCGCCGCGGCCCCCACGCAAAGUUUGCAGCCUUCUCCCCAACAGCAGCCGCCGCCGCCGCCGCCGCAGCAACCACCAGCCCAGCAGCUGGGCUCGGCCGCCUCGGCCCCCAGGACUUCCACCUCUUCUUUUUUAAUUAAGGACAUCUUGGGCGACAGCAAACCUCUGGCGGCGUGUGCACCCUACAGCACCAGCGUGUCCUCUCCCCACCACACCCCGAAGCAGGAGAGCAACGCAGCACACGAGAGCUUCAGGCCAAAGCUCGAGCAGGAGGACAGCAAAACCAAACUCGACAAGCGGGAAGAUUCCCAGAGCGACAUCAAAUGCCACGGAACAAAGGAAGAAGGAGACCGGGAGAUUACGAGCAGCCGAGAGAGUCCCCCUGUGAGAGCCAAAAAGCCUCGCAAAGCCAGAACAGCUUUCUCUGACCACCAACUCAAUCAACUGGAGCGUAGCUUUGAGCGGCAGAAAUAUCUGAGUGUGCAGGACCGCAUGGACCUGGCAGCUGCGCUCAACCUCACGGACACCCAAGUCAAAACCUGGUACCAGAACCGCAGGACCAAGUGGAAGCGGCAGACCGCGGUGGGCCUGGAGCUGCUGGCCGAGGCGGGCAACUACUCGGCCCUGCAGAGGAUGUUUCCGUCGCCUUAUUUCUACCACCCAAGCCUGCUGGGCAGCAUGGACAGCACUACGGCCGCCGCGGCUGCCGCAGCCAUGUACAGCAGCAUGUACCGGACUCCUCCCGCGCCCCAUCCCCAGCUGCAGCGGCCCCUGGUGCCCCGCGUGCUCAUCCACGGCCUGGGGCCCGGGGGGCAGCCGGCCCUCAACCCCUUGUCCAACCCCAUCCCAGGCACCCCGCACCCCCGGUGAAGAACGAGCGACUGGCAGCGCUGCAGUCCCUUCCCAUCCCAUCCCCGCCCCGACCGACCGGACAGCUGACCCUCCGCUCCGCUCCCCGCACCAGGCCGCUGGGCCUCUCUCGGGAGCGACCCCGGGAAGCGGAGCAGUAAGAGAAGAAGCCGCUCAGUGGGAGGGGGUGCCCCCCAAAGAGGAACCAGCCCUCCGCUCUCUAUCUCCCCACCCCCAGAAACAGGGCUGGAAAGCUCCCCACAGCAGUGUGACUGGCGAUAUUGCUGACCCCACACAAAGUGCGACCAGUAAGUGAAAGCA
Odobenus rosmarus divergens (Pacific walrus) is the source of this 1503-nucleotide messenger RNA. It is a transcript of the gene BARHL2, whose product is annotated as BarH-like homeobox 2. The record is from RefSeq and is a predicted model, not a curated record. Bases 43 to 1203 code for a protein of 386 amino acids. Gene Ontology annotation, cellular component: nucleus. Gene Ontology annotation, molecular function: DNA-binding transcription factor activity, RNA polymerase II-specific; RNA polymerase II transcription regulatory region sequence-specific DNA binding. Lineage: Eukaryota; Metazoa; Chordata; Mammalia; Carnivora; Odobenidae. The transcript is spliced from 3 exons. Gene Ontology annotation, biological process: regulation of transcription by RNA polymerase II.